UCCAAACCAGAGUGUAGUUCAACAACUCAACUACACAAUGUACGACGACGGAGGUGUCCAUAUUACAACUUGAACAUUUACCAUCUCAGGACUAAAAAGAAAAUAUCCAACAUGGCUAUACUAAAUGAUAAAGAAGACAAAGAAUGGACAUCCAACGUCAUGUACAGCCAGCAUCCGUCCUUACGGAAGCUGGAACCAAUCGAGAAACAAUAUCUGCUGGCGGUGGAAAGAGGAGAUAUCGUCAGAGUAACCAGAAUGUUAGAAAUGGUGAAAAAAAAUCCAUCUCUCAAACUCGAUGUCAACUGUAAAGAUCCAGUGGGACGCUCAGCUACUUUGAUGGCUAUUGAUAACGAAAAUUUAGACAUGCUUGAGCUUUUGCUUGAGAAUGGGAUAGAAAGUCGAGAUGCUCUCCUGCAUGCAAUUAAUGCAGAGUAUGUGGAAGCUGUUGACCUGUUGCUAGAGCAUGAGGAAAUGAUUCACAAAGAGGGGGAACCCCAUAGCUGGGAAAAAGUGGAUAGAGACAUUUCGACCUUUACUGCAGAGAUAACACCUCUAAUAUUGGCAGCUCACAAGGACAACUACGAGAUUUUGAAGAUCUUACUUGAUAGAGGAGCUACAUUGCCUAUGCCGCACGAUGUUCGCUGCCGUUGUAGAGAUUGCGUCCAAGCCAUGGAAGAAGAUUGUUUGUGCCAUUCGAGAUCACGAAUCAAUGCCUAUCGUGCAUUGUCUUCUCCAUCUUUGAUCUGUUUGUCUUCAAUUGAUCCGAUUCUUACUGCAUUUGAGCUUUCUUGGGAGUUAAGAAGACUAAGUUUGGCAGAAAAUGAAUUCAAGCAAGAUUAUAUUAAACUUCGAAGCCGUUGCCAAGAUUUUGCUACGGCAUUAUUAGAUCAUGCAAGAAGUUCUCGCGAGUUAGAGAUGGUACUCAAUUAUGAUCCCACCCGACCACCUUACCAACAUGGGGAACACAUGCCUCUUGCAAGACUGGAAAUGGCCAUAAAAUACAAGCAGAAGAAGUUUAUUGCUCAUCCUAAUGUACAGCAGUUAUUGAGUACAUUAUGGUAUGAUGGACUGCCAGGAUUCAGAAGACAAAAUCCUAUAUAUCAGCUUUGGGAUAUAAUCAAAAUAGGAGUCUUAUUUCCCUAUUAUUCUGUAUUCUAUAUGCUUUUCCCUCAUACGCAAACAGGACAACUCGUUCGCAAGCCCUUCUUCAAAUUUAUUAUUCAUUCUUUCUCUUAUUUAUUUUUCCUCUUUCUGCUGAUACUAGCAUCUCAACGGGUUGAGACUCUAAUAGCUCAGUGGUUUGGAAGCGAAGAAAUGCAGCUUCAUUCGCAUGAAGCUCUUAAAAAACAGCGGGGACAAUUACCAACUGUUCUAGAAACAGUAAUAUUGUUUUAUAUUAUCGCUCACAUUUGGCAAGAAACUAAAGAAUUGUGGACAAAGGGCUUGGUCUUAUAUUUUCAAAAUCUGUGGAACAUAAUUGACUUCACAAGGAACAGCCUUUAUGUAGGAACUGCAGUAAUGCGAAUCUUAGCAUAUUUCCAGGCUCAGGCAGAAAUUGCUGUAAAUCCUAUGGCUGUUUAUAUACCAAGAGAAGCUUGGGAUCCCUUUGAUCCAAUGUUAAUAGCUGAUGGAUUAUUUGCUGCUGGAAAUAUUUUUGCGGCCUUAAAAUUGGUUCAUAUAUUUUCUAUUAAUCCAUACCUAGGGCCACUGCAAAUAUCUCUAGGGAGAAUGGUUAUUGAUAUUAUCAAAUUCUUUUUUAUUUACGCUCUCGUAUUAUUUGCUUUUGCUUGUGGAUUAAAUCAACUUUUGUGGUAUUACGCUGACAUGGAGAGACAGCAAUGCUACAGUGGACCAGGAGGCACUGAAAACUGGACUCAACAAAGAGACUCUUGUUUAGCUUGGAGGAGAUUUUCAAACCUUUUCGAAUCAUCUCAAACGCUCUUCUGGGCUAGCUUUGGCCUCGUUGAUAUAAGUAAUUUUGAACUUACCGGAAUUAAGACCUACACUCGGUUCUGGGGUCUUCUCAUGUUUGGAUCAUACUCCGUUAUCAACGUGGUGGUGUUGUUAAACCUCCUCAUUGCUAUGAUGAGUAACUCUUAUAACGUUAUAUCGGAAAGAGCGGAUGUUGAAUGGAAAUUCGCUCGUACUACGCUUUUUAUGAACUACUUCGAAGAAGGAGGCACAGUGCCACCACCAUUUAACAUCUUCCCCACUUUCAAACAUCUGAUCAGACAUUUUGGGAAGAAAGACUCCUUUAAAGACAUGUCUUUCAAGAGGAAAGAGACAAAGAUGAAAGAAAGAGAUUCUAUUUAUCAGAGUGUGAUGUGUAAUUUAGUAUGGAGAUAUGUAACCGCUCAGCAGAAAGAAACUGAAAGCCACCCAGUUACAGAAGACAAUAUCAAUGAAUUGCGGCAAGACGUAUACACCUUCCGUCAUGAUCUCAUGCGAGUGCUGAAAAGUAAUGGUAUGAAUAUCAGAGACAUAGAAAAAGAAAAAAUAGAUGUAACCGGCAAGAGAGUACAAAUCAGAAAGCGCCGACUUAUAAAAGACUUCAGUAUAGGAUUAAUGGAAGUAUGUACAGAUGAGGCAGCACCUGAGGUAGCAAGCAAUAAAAGUAUGCUAGCAAGAUUAGUUGGACUAUCUGGCAGCGAGACUCGUAGUUCUCAAAGAUGGAGAGAUCUAAUUCAAGCAGCCAAGAAAUCGAAAAUAAUAGGAAACAAAGACGGCGAAAGCGGACGCUUUGGUAGCCUUAAAAGACAAAGAAGUGAAAAUGACACAGAAGAAGAAUUAUCAGAUCCAAAUUACAAAGAAUUUCAGAAAAUCGAACUGAAAGAAGAAGAAUUUCAGAAUUCUGGAAGUAAUUUAUACCCCAAAAUACCUGAAGAAGAUUUAAUUAAUUCAGGGCAGCACAAUCGAGGAUUGGCUGUGAUAACACAACCAGUCUCUAAAUCUAAGACUUUACUGCAAAUUAAAGAAACAUCUCAAACUAAACCAGAAUCACAGAGCAGUUUAACAAGCGGGAUAAAGUUAUCACCAGAAGCUUUGAUGAAGCAUUCAAUUCAAAAGCCAAAAGAAGGGAAAUAUAAAGCACCAAAACCCAAGGAAAAUAUAAUGCAGGAUUCUCCCAGCACCGAUGCAAAAAGUGUACCAAUCGGUUCUCCUUCACUUUUAUCUAAAAAAAAUACAGCUUCAGAAGGGAUAAGUAAAAUCCCGAAAAUUUCUGAUGACACAUUAAAGAGUCAUCUCGAAAAAGAAAAUGUUAUGUACAGGAAUACUACAAUAACAGUCACUUCGUCACCAGAGAGAAAGCCGACAAAAUCAAGAAUUGAAUCAACUACCUCAGUAGAGAUUGUACGAGAACAACCAAAUACUACCGAGCUAAUUGAUUUUAAAGAAAAUGAUAAUACAAAACAGCCAGAGAGUAGCACGACUGUGCGAAUAGAUAAUUUAGAUCCGAUUCCGAUUAACAGACAGGUUAAAUCUGAACCAAAAGAAAUUCCCUUAGAACAAGUUAAACAAGACAAAAUCCAUAUUGAGAAGAAUCAGCAUUCAGAGAUAUCAGGAAAUAAAAACUUCAGUCAGUAUCAGAUGGACAGUGAAGAUAACAAGGUUAAGAAAUCAGAAGUCGCAUCCAGUACUCUUAAACAGAAAGAAGGAUGGCUUUAAGAAGCAAAAUUUACAUUUCGAUAUUCUUAGGUUUUGCCUGCUAAUCUCAAAUGCUGAAUCAAAAUGGACUUUGUAUUUCUAAAGACGUAGAUGAAAAUAGAAAAUAAAAUGACUUAGUUUUCAAG
Argiope bruennichi is the source of this 3791-nucleotide messenger RNA. Its product is annotated as transient-receptor-potential-like protein. Gene Ontology annotation, biological process: manganese ion transport; regulation of cytosolic calcium ion concentration; calcium ion transmembrane transport. Gene Ontology annotation, cellular component: cation channel complex; membrane. Gene Ontology annotation, molecular function: protein binding; inositol 1,4,5 trisphosphate binding; store-operated calcium channel activity. The record is from RefSeq and is a predicted model, not a curated record. Lineage: Eukaryota; Metazoa; Arthropoda; Arachnida; Araneae; Araneidae. The transcript has 15 exons. The coding region runs from base 112 to 3666 and encodes 1184 amino acids.